AACUGGUUCAUAGACAAUUUUGGUUCAUUUUUCAUUUACCACGGUACUCUAUAGGCCUGGCCCAGCUCUAAAGAGUGAACAGUUGAAGACCUCGGCCACUAUACUUUCAAAAACCCUGGGCGCGGACCGAGCAGUGAAUUUCGACCACCACACACGGCGCGCACUUUAGAGGAAAACACUGUUUGAUUUUUGGGAUUUGUUUUGAAUGAACAAGAGCGCAAGCAAUUAAGCUUUGAACAGAGAGAGAGAGAGAGAGAGAGAUGAAUUCAAAAGAGAGUUGUAGAAGUGAGCUCCGCAUUGCGAUUCGUCAGCUCAGUGAUCGUUGCCUCUACACUGCUUCCAAAUGGGCAGCAGAACAGUUGAUGGGUAUCGAGCAAGACCCAGCAAAUUUCACGCCUUCAAACACCAGAUUCCAGUGGGGAAGCUCAAGCAUUCGCAGGAGAUUCCGGACCAAUGAGAUCACUUCAACACCCAUUGCUGGUGUGUCGUACGUGUCCACUCCUGUGAUGGAGGAGGACGAUGCUGUGGAUGGUGACUUUUACCUCCUGGCUAAGUCUUACUUUGACUGCCGAGAAUACAGGAGGGCUGCUCAUGUGCUACGGGACCAAACCGGGAAGAAAUCUGUGUUCUUGCGUUGUUAUGCUCUUUAUCUGGCUGGGGAAAAGCGGAAAGAAGAAGAGGUGAUAGAACUUGAGGGACCCUUAGGUAAGAGUGAUUCUGUGAACUGCGAACUGGUCUCUUUGGAGCGUGAGUUAUCAACACUUCGCAAGAAUGGCUCAAUUGAUCCAUUUGGAUUGUACUUGUAUGGUCUUUUUCUCAAAGAGAAAGGCAGCGAGACUGUUGCUCGUACAGUUCUUGUUGAGUCUGUGAAUAGCUAUCCUUGGAACUGGAAUGCAUGGUCAGAGCUGCAGUCUUUGUGUACUACAAUUGACACCUUGAACAGCCUCAAUCUCAACAACCAUUGGAUGAAGGACUUCUUUCUUGCCAGUGCUUACCAAGAAAUUAGGAUGCACAGCGAAUCUUUAGCAAAAUAUGAAUAUCUACAGGGAACUUUUGGUUACAGUAAUUACAUCCAGGCUCAAAUUGCAAAAGCCCAGUACAGUUUGAGGGAAUUUCAACAAGUUGAAACAAUAUUUGAAGAACUUCUAAGAAAUGAUCCUUACCGAGUCGAAGACAUGGAUAUGUAUUCCAAUGUGCUCUAUGCAAAUGAGUGUUCUUCUGCCCUGAGUUACCUUGCCCAUAGGGUAUUUAUGACUGAUAAAUACAGGCCUGAAUCUUGUUGCAUUAUUGGCAAUUACUAUAGUUUAAAGGGGCAGCAUGAGAAGUCAGUUAUGUAUUUUAGGAGGGCACUCAAAUUGAACAAAAAUUAUUUGUCUGCUUGGACACUUAUGGGUCAUGAGUAUAUUGAGAUGAAAAAUACUCCAGCUGCUGUUGAUGCCUAUCGACGGGCUAUAGAUAUAAAUCCGUGUGAUUAUCGAGCAUGGUAUGGACUAGGACAAGCUUAUGAGAUGAUGGGCAUGCCAUUCUAUGCCCUACAUUACUUCCGAAAAUCCGUAUUCUUGCAGCCAAAUGAUUCUCGGUUGUGGAUCUCAAUGGCUCAUUGUUAUGAAACUGAUCAACUUCGCAUGCUUGAGGAGGCAAUUAAGUGUUACAGAAGGGCAGCAAAUUGUAAUGACAGGGAAGCAAUUGCCCUGCACCAACUAGCAAAGUUGCAAUAUGAACUUGGGCGUCCUGAAGAGGCAGCAUUUUACUACAAGAAGGAUUUGGAGAGGAUGGAAGCUGAAGAGAGGGAAGGACCAAAUAUGGUAGAAGCUUUGCUUUAUCUUGCUACGUACUAUAAAACCCAGAAGAGAUUUGACGAGGCAGAGGUGUAUUGUACCCGUCUUCUGGAUUUUACUGGCCCAGAGAAGGAAACAGCAAAGAGUUUACUUCGAGGAAUGAGAACAACACAAUCUGGUUUCCCUUCGAUGGAUGUUGAGCACUUCUCUCCCUAAAUUUUUUGUUUCCAAAUAGAUGUACAUGUAUAUGCCUCUACUCCCAGUUUAUGAAUUAUGGAAAUCAAUGACUGAUAAAAAUCUUGGGAUGAGAUCAGAAUGCAAACAUAUCUUGAACGCUGCUGAACAAAUUGAUGUAUUUUCAAUUGUAAUCUAAUUAAUUAUUUUCAUAGUGGGAUAGAUGCUACCCCAAUGGAAUGUUUCAGUCUGAAUGUGGUGCUGCAGUUAUAUAGGAAACAAGUUUGAAGUUUGGAAAGUAUUUCUUCCUUAUUUGGAGUUGCUGUGCACUAGAACUUGAUUCUUGACUAGAAGUCCAAUGUAAUUCUUCUGAAGUUUAAUCUGUUGUGAUCGUUUAUUAAUGUCAUAUAAUAAGUACGAAUGCUGUUCUUGUUU
Messenger RNA from Quercus lobata, 2387 nucleotides. Its product is annotated as anaphase-promoting complex subunit 8-like. The transcript is spliced from 4 exons. The record is from RefSeq and is a predicted model, not a curated record. Bases 261 to 1994 code for a protein of 577 amino acids. Gene Ontology annotation, biological process: cell division; anaphase-promoting complex-dependent catabolic process; positive regulation of mitotic metaphase/anaphase transition. Gene Ontology annotation, molecular function: protein binding. Gene Ontology annotation, cellular component: anaphase-promoting complex. Lineage: Eukaryota; Viridiplantae; Streptophyta; Magnoliopsida; Fagales; Fagaceae.